AGGCAUGGAUGUGUGAGCAAUAUAGGAUUGAGGGGACCAACUGCAUUGCCCAGCCUGGCGAAACUGUGUGACAUCUGUUACUAGUGCAGAUAUUCAUCAGGUUCAUUUCAUCGAGCUUGGUAAUGCUUCCACACAUAAUACAUAUUCGUCCAAGAUUCCCGAAGGUCAAUGACGCGUGGAUGGUUCAGUGAGUUGCUGCUCGCUGCUUCCAGCAUACGUGGUGCAUCAAAAGUGCAGACAAAUGGAGCCCUUCUUGGAAGCGCCCUUCAUCAGAGUGACUUGAGGGUUCUAUUAGAAUGGCUGAUUGAGCAGAUAUGACGGACAUGUCAACGAAGAUGGCACGACAUGAAGCAUAAACAGCCUGCGUGUUGUUGUCAAAGUAGGAGCGGUCGCUUGAUACGUUCGUUCCCGCUCAAUUGCUUGAGUCGAUCCGCAGACAGCAGACACGUUUCGUCUUUGCAGGAAAGAACAAGUGAAGCAAGUGAGUUAAGCGAAUUGGGAGAGAGCCUUUUUUUUCAAGAAAGAAUCUCUUCUCCUUUCUUCGGCUCUACAUCCAUUUCAUCCUUCCUUCUUACUCAUUUCGCUUUCUUAUUUAAUACUCCUUUCAUCGACUCCUCCAUAACGGACACACUCCCCUUUUCUUCCAUCUCCAUCGCAUUCUCUUCCCCACACACUUUUUCUGCCAACGAUCCUCCCUUCCUCAGGCCAAACUUGAUGUUCCAACGGCCAGCUGUCACUCAACGCAUCUCUUAUGUGCUCCGCAAGGACGAGAACAGGAAUGCGCACCUCCUUGGUGUCAAUGCCCUCGCCCUCGACUCUACCACCCUGACAGCAAAUCCACACUCACCCUCACAGGAUGAAUUUCACCACCACUACCGCCACCACGAGAGUCGGCACCAUUCUUCAAAGCAUCGGGUACCUGGAGGUGUCCUCUACACCGGUGGAAGGGAUGGCAUGAUUGCUGCCUGGGAUCUCCACUUUGAGUCACCCGUACCUCGAGAUAUCCCCGGAGAGGCUUCAGAGGAACCAAAGGGUCUACCGCCCUCGACGUUCCGACAAUCUUUCAACCACCAUACAGACUGGGUGAAUGACAUUGUUCUUUGUCACAACGGAGAGACCUUGAUAUCGGCGUCUUCGGAUAGAACCGUCAAGCUGGUGCGACCUCAUUCACAUAACUCAACAGUGGCCCAUAUCAUCGGAACGCACGGGGACUAUGUCAAGACACUAGCGUACGCCUCAGGACCAGGAUGGGUAGCCAGCGGGGGUCUUGACAAGACUGUGAACAUUUGGGACAUCAAGGAAGGACGAAGUGGACAAUUUGGAUCUCUUGGAAGCAUUCCAGAGACAUCUUCGAAGGCAUCUAUCUAUGCACUAGCGUGUAAUCCUGCAGGAACCGUGCUGGCAACUGGUUCUCCAGAGAAGAUCAUCAGAGUCUGGGAUCCAAGGUCGGGACAGCGGAUAACGAAGUUCGCAGGACAUACGGACAACAUUCGAGCAAUUUUGAUCAGUGAGAGUGGAGAUACAAUUUUGUCCGCGUCCUCAGAUACGACCAUCAAGCUUUGGUCGCUUACUGCGCAACGGUGUAUUACAACAUUUACGAUGCACUCGGAUUCUGUGUGGUCGCUGCAUUCGGAUCAUCCUCAGCUGGCUACUUUUUAUGGAGGUGGAAAGGACGGCCUGGUCACUAAAACCGAGAUCAACCGGUAUAACUCUCACCAUCAUAACGACUACGAGGACGAAGACCCAGGCCAAUGCGUGGUCAUCUGCAAAGCUGAGACCGGCGUAGCAAGGUUGGUAGCGCACGACGAUGCACGUAUCUGGACCGCAACCUCGUCAAGCAGUGUCUAUCAGUGGCCGGACAUUCCAACGCGGUCGAACCGAUCGCACGAGUUGACAGCCUCAAUUGUACCGGCUAACCUGCUUAAGAUGAACUUGAACGAGUCGACAUUCAUGGAACCGAUUCCCGAACAUUACUAUCCAACCUCCACUGUCUACUCGGCAGCGUCAUUGGGAUCGCUAUUUAUCAACAAUCGUGAUAAGCAGAGUCAACACAGCUCUGAGGACGACGAGGGCUUGAUCACACCUAUAUUCGAAGGACCCGAAAAUGUUAUCGAGGGAGAGCACGGACUAAUCAAGCACACGCUAUUGAAUAACCGCCGCAUGGUCGUUACUGAGGAUAAAUGCGGUGAAGUGGCACUGUGGGACAUUAUAAAGUGUGUCCAACUGGAAACAUUUACAGGGCGCAAGCUGGAGGAUGUCGUGAAUGAACUCAACACAAUCGAGUCAGUCCCGACAUGGUGCACAAUCGACACGCGAAUCGGAGCAUUGACUGUGCACCUGGAUGAGGCGCGCUGCUUUGAUGCAGAGGUUUACGUUGAUGAGAUUGAGAAGACACCGGAUCCAGAGCGACCCGAAGAUCAAAGAAUUAUCAUCGGCAAGUGGGUUCUGAAGAAUCUCUUUGAAAGCUACAUUCCAGUUCAUAUUGAUGCGUAUGAGAAGGAGGCAUACAGGAUCCAGCAUCAGGAUGAUCCAUCAGCCCAAGUCUUGGUCCCGACAACGGUUGUUACCAAUGAGAGAAACGAAGUUAUUGACGGAGGCAACAAUGCUCAGGCAGAUGACUCGAACACAGCAUCAAACGCUCGACCCACUAUCAACACUUCGCCUGAGGGCUUGAAAAGAGAACGUACGGACCAGCCAACGUCAUCAGGGGAGGCCUCCAAGGCCAAUUCCACUCCAUCCAUGCCUCAAGACAACUCGCAGCAGCCGCAGCAGUCUACCGGAACAGCCCCAAGCUCCUCUAGUUCUCCGAAACAGGGACCAACAUCGACCUCUUCAACAGUAGCGGCAGUGACAAAGCUCAUUGCACCGCCCUCUUCGUCCAACUCAUCCUCAGUCUCUUCGACUCCGCUUUCGCCUGCAAAUGCAAAUUCGGGCUCCAGCAACGGAUUCAUGGGACGACUGAAGCAUUCUGUGAAGAAACUUGCACGGACGCCUAGUGCAGAGCAGAGAUUCGAGAACGGACGCCCAGUCACUUCAAGGAAGAGUUUUUCAAUCCCGACAAGCGCUACAUCUGCAUCGAAGGCGCCUCACAGCCCUUCUAUCCCUGAGAAUCCGUCACCGUCUUUACCGACGGUGACCACUACCUCUGCGUUGACUGGAUCUGCAGCGGGAGGAGCGGCGGGAACAGCAUUAGGAACUGCCACUGCCACUGCCACUGCCACUACAACAGAAGCAGGAAUAAGAACAGGAACAACAACAGGAACAACAACAGGAACAGGAACUGGAAUUGGAACAGGAGCUACGACCUCAGCGGCAUCAUCGCCGAGAACUACGAUUGUCGAGGGCACACCCACAGUGGGACCUUUUGGACCUGAGGCGACGAAACCUGAGGACGACCAGUCGAGUGUGGACACGAGUUCAUCGAACUCUGUAGAGUCAAUGCCGAGCACGGUGAUGCAACUGCCUUCAUCGACGAUCAGUGUACGUCCUCCUCAUCCGCCCUUCACUCCGCCCACACAUCUGGAUUGCCCAGCGAUCGAGAUCCCAGCCCAUAUCCCGGUGAUCAUCUCCGAGCAGUCACGCGAGGCGUCGUCUUCAGUAGACUUGUAUCGUGGUAGUGUCGGCUCUUUAGCCCAGGAUUAUGUGCCACUGGUGCAGGUCAUCCCUACAUGGCUACUAGAUAUGCUGUUGAAGAACAUGAUUCCCAUGAAGGAGGGCGCAAAGGUUUCAUUCGUGCUGCGUCCACAUCAUGAUCAGGAAAUGGCGGCUGCACCAGGAGGACCGGGCAGGCUGGGUGAAUUGCCUGGCGGCAACCCUCGUUUGACGGCACCGCGCAUGCUGAGGGUGAGAAAGGUAGUCACGCAUGUGGUCGACAAGAUGGCGCUUACACCGCCAGAGAGGAUCUUUGUUGCUACUGUCGCGCCUUUGUCAGCAGGUGCUGAGGUUGGUCAACAGGAUGAUGCACAGGCACGCUUACCACUGGAACCGGUUAGGGAAGAUUCAAAGGAAGAUAGCGACUAUCCCAUUCUUCCUCCUCGGACAUCUAGUAUCAUUAGACCAUCAGACCCCGAUACCUUAGAAUCAUCGAGAGCUUCUGUGUCAAGAACACAACCAUCCAGCGACGGCACCGACGGACCUGUACAAACAUCACCCAGUAAUGCUUCUUUCGAGCAAGCGCAGGAGACUGUGAAACCCCCCAAAACGAAGGAGGAAGAAGAAGAGGAGGAGUAUAUGAGACAAGAGAUGCUGCGUCCGGAGAACUGGCUCGAGAUUUUGUGCAAUGACCAGGUUCUGUCACCGACGACGACGUUGGCGACUAUCCGCACGCAUUACUGGAAAACAGGAAGUGAUGUUGUACUGACGUAUCGGUACAAGCACCACACGCAUUCCCGAGCUGUCAGUACGAGCGCCAACGUUUUAGCAGCAGCGCAAUGAAGAGCGGAACGACAUUUUCUUUGGUCAAAGUGAAUGAACCUAUCUACUACCUAUCACGCUUAAAAAAAGAAUUGUAAUAAAUCUGACAGGGGAUAUCACAAGGCAAGA
Gamsiella multidivaricata is the source of this 4542-nucleotide messenger RNA. RefSeq lists its product as uncharacterized. NCBI's taxonomy places the organism in Eukaryota, Fungi, Mortierellomycota, Mortierellomycetes, Mortierellales, Mortierellaceae. Bases 346 to 4434 code for a protein of 1362 amino acids. The transcript is spliced from 11 exons. Gene Ontology annotation, molecular function: ubiquitin binding. The record is from RefSeq and is a predicted model, not a curated record. Gene Ontology annotation, biological process: protein deubiquitination; double-strand break repair via homologous recombination.